GAAAGGUCCAGGCGUCAUGGAGAGGCAACAUCCGGGUACACUUCCACGGCGACGAACAGUGGCACUGCAACAAAGAUACUAAAAUUCCUCUGAUAUUAUUCGAGCUUGAUCAUAUUGCUAUUGCUUUGAAGAAUGUCUUCAUGCCGGAUCAGUCGUUGAGCCUUGGCUAGUACGAAGAAGUGCUUGGCCACCAUAAAUCAUCAUUGAAACAUGUCUCGGUGCGUCUUGGAAAAGAUACCUGGUGGUUACGGGGCGCAAAGCCUUUCGAGGACGCCAUGUCAAGCACGGAGAUUCUUUCUUAUGAGCCGUCGCUCGUUCUCAGCGUCGGCAAGAGCCAGACUAUCUCUGGAGAGAGGUUCACAGGACGUAAAGAAAGCGCAAGCCUACUGCGCGAAUUUGGUCCGCAACUAUGACUCUCCUUCAUAUACUCUGGCUCAUUUCGUCCCUGCUCACGUGCAGCCAGCAUAUUUCGCCAUUCGAGCAUUCAAUAUCGAACUCGCCCGGAUACCCGACGUGGUAUCAAUGCCACAAAUCGGUGCCAUGAGAAUGCAAUUCUGGCGAGAGACGAUCGACAAAGCCUUCAAGCUCACGCCUCCAGAAGAGCCUGUCGCUAUUCUUCUGGCUUCCUAUCUUACUCAGGGUCACAAGCUUAACAAGACCUGGUUCCAGCGCAUAAUUUCGGCCCGAGAUCGCAAGCUCACGCAUUCUGGCUUCACGAACUUGGCCGAACUGGAGUCAUAUGCCGAAUCGACGUACUCGACCCUCCUGUACUUGACUCUUUCGGCACUUCCGUUGAAUUCUGUAACCACGGAUCACCUGGCAUCCCAUGUUGGAAAAGCAGCCGGCAUCGCCGCUGUGCUUCGUGGAGUCCCAUUGCUUGCAUUCCCGCCCCCACCGAAUCAGCAUUCGAACAACCCUGCUGGGUUGGGACUCCCUCCGACACGAGAGAGGCAGGGGUCCAUCACACUGCCCUUGGACGUUAUGUCACAAUGCGGAGUCAGAGAAGAAGACAUCUUCCGAAACGCGUCAGAUGCUACAGGCAUACGCGACGCAGUGUUUGCCGUUGCCACUCGUGCUUCCGACCAUCUAAUCACAGCAAGGACCAUGUUGAAAAUGAUUCGAGAGUCUCAGGGCCCCGAUCAUGACUUUGAACACAUCAAUGACGAGGGCCAUGUGUACAGCGAAUCUGACAACGAUGUUGAGAAGCAGAAAAGGGACAACGAUAAGGGCUUUGGCGUUGUGAUGGGUCCGGCCGUCAGCACGCAAUUAUGGCUCGAUCGGCUGCAAAAGGUAGAUUUCAACAUUUUUGAUGAGAGUCUUCGGCGUAUGGAAUGGAAGUUGCCAUUUGCGGCGUGGUGGCGCAACAGGAGGGGGCAAUUUUAAUGUCCACGAAGACACAGACAGAACUUGUUGAUGUCGG
This is a messenger RNA of Exophiala viscosa, 1420 nucleotides long. RefSeq names its product phytoene synthase. Gene Ontology annotation, biological process: biosynthetic process; mitochondrial respiratory chain complex I assembly. NCBI's taxonomy places the organism in Eukaryota, Fungi, Ascomycota, Eurotiomycetes, Chaetothyriales, Herpotrichiellaceae. The record is from RefSeq and is a predicted model, not a curated record. The coding region runs from base 211 to 1383 and encodes 390 amino acids. Gene Ontology annotation, cellular component: mitochondrion. The transcript is spliced from 2 exons.